AUUAAUAAACAAAUAAAUUAAAAAGUGCGCGCAAUCGAAUCGAAUAAGUACACACACUACAGCUGAAGCGUUUUAUAAGCUGCUUGCUUGAUUAAUUAAAGACCUUAGUGGCAAAGGUCAAGAGGCUAUUAGCCCGCUGAGCAGCACUUCAAAGUGCCAGCAAUUAGUUGCAUGAAUGGCACUUGAAGUGCUCAGCAGACAGCUUAAAGCAAAUCUCUUGCGGCCAGGACAUGCCACUGACAGCUUCAAUUGUUAUAUAGAUUCCAUUUAAUUAUUUUUUUACACUCACGUAUAUAAUUUGAAAAUUGUGUCGAAAUUCAAGUGCUUUGACACACGUUCGGUUUAAUCACAGAAGAACAAGCGUAGAAUGUGCGAGAAUUUGUGGCUCAAGCAGCUGCCCAAUCACUUCAUCUUUCGCCUGCUGCAUUAUUGCCACAUCGCGUUGCAGCUGCGCGACGAGCUCGCAGGCAAGGCCACGCCCCAAAGGCGGCACAGCUAUUAUCAGUCGCAACCCUUUGCGCUGUGGCUGACGCAUUUGCUGCUGACCUAUGCGGCGGAUAUGUUGGUCAAUGUGCUGCUGGGUGCGCUGCCGCUGGAGCCGCUGAGCAAUGCGCCGGAUGUGCUGCUCUGCAGCAUCUGCUGGUAUCUCAUCUUCUAUAGUCCUUACGAUAUGGUGCAUGCGCUGGCGCGCACUUUGGGCUUUCGUCUGCUGGCGGCGCCAGUCAAUGCCAUCAAUCAACUGCUGGUCAUUGAUCGCGGCAUCUACGAGGCGGGCAGAGUGUAUGGCCAGCAUGCCAUCCUGCCUAUACUGGUGGUGGGCACUAUACUGGGCAGUGGCGCCGAGCUUCUCAAGCCUGUGGCUGCGCUGCUCAUCAAUCGCUGCCAGCAGUCGAGCGCCGCCUUCGUCAAGCUGAGCACCAACUCGAAGCUCUCGCUGCUCGUCUGCUGCCUGCAGCUGUUGCAACAUCAUCGCAACUCGCUGCUGCUCGGACUCAGUGCUGCGCAGCUGCAGCGCUGCCUGCUUUACCUGCUGCUGGGCCACAAGUGUCUGCUGCUGCUUCGUCGCUAUCGCUGGGAGCACUUUAUCUGGCUGUGGGAGCAGCGUCUGUGCUACGCCUGCUUCGGUGGCCUCUAUGUGGAUUUAAUCAACUUUUUUCAAGCCAAGCACAAAUGUUUGUAAGAAGAAAUUGGCUUAAAUCCACAUGGAGCUUGCCAUUGCGUAACUGCAGCCACUGAAGCGUUUGACUGACUGUCAGCUAAGCGGCUUAAAUUACACAGCCACCCACCCAGCCACUGCCCACAGCUGUUGUCCAGGUGGCAGGCAGAUGUGCCGGCUGAUUGGCCAGCGCUUUCUCAGUUUACAGCGUGUGUCGCUAAGCGGCUUAGCAUUGAACUUUGUGCACGCUGCAAGUGCAUGGACAUGGGCGGCGCCCUGCCCAAAGGGGGUGGCUGCACCAUAUAUGGCUUUUAAAUAUUUUAUGUAUACUUAGAAAAGCGAGUGCUUUGCUUUAGGCAAUAAACUAACAAAUU
Molecule: messenger RNA, 1530 nt
Organism: Drosophila busckii
Lineage: Eukaryota; Metazoa; Arthropoda; Insecta; Diptera; Drosophilidae
Product: trimeric intracellular cation channel type B
Exons: 2
Coding region: 368-1180 (270 amino acids)
Biological process (GO): potassium ion transmembrane transport
Cellular component (GO): membrane
Molecular function (GO): potassium channel activity; identical protein binding
Source: RefSeq, a predicted model, not a curated record